AGACCCUCCACAUAGUCCCUCUCUCUUCCUCUCCUUCGCAUCCCUCCACCUCCCACAUUUUCAAUCCCACCAUGCAGCACCGUCGUCAUCAUGGGCUGCUCCACCACUCUCUCUUCCUCACCUCUCCCUCCCCACCACCACCACCAACCCACCGUCAACAAACUCCACCGGCGCUCCCUCCUCUUCCUCUCCACCUCUCUAUCCCUUCCAACACCCCUCUCUUCUUCUUCCACCUCCCCUCCACCGCCACCUGACACCACCAUCACCGACAGAGUCUUCAUGGACUUCAGCAUAUGCCCCUCUUACUUCCUCAACCGAAAUCUGGGCGACGAGCUCUCACUUUGCACCGACGCCGAGCCAGUGGGCCGCCUUGUCCUCGGCCUCUACGGCAAUCACGUUCCCAUAACCGUCUCAAACUUCAAAGCCAUGUGCACCGGCUCCUGCGGCUCGAGCUACAAGGGCACUUUAGUCCAAAAGAUAUUCCCGGGACAAUUCUUUCUUGCAGGGAAGCAAGGCCGGAAAGAUAAAGGGGAGGUCAAGCCGCCUCUGGAGUUGACUAGGAAUACUGAAACAGUUGAGUCCAAGGCUUUCACGUUGGAACAUACGAGACCUGGUAUUUUGUCAUUGUGCUUGUCCGAGAACGACGAGGAGGAUGAUAUUAAGCUGGACCCCAAUUAUCACAAUGUUGAGUUUAUGAUUACUACCGGACCUGGACCUUGCCCUCAGCUUGAUUACAAGAACAUUGUAUUUGGAGCUGUGCUUGAAGGGUUGGAUGUGGUGACAACAAUAUCAGCAAUCCCUACAUAUAAACCAGCUGAAAGAAUCCGACAAUACAAUGAUCUUGCGCAGUUCCUUGGAGAUGAAAGAGCAAAGAUUGCUCGUGCAAUCUGGAAUAGACCCCUGAAGACCCUUUAUAUCAGUGACUGUGGAGAACUCAAUGUCACUAAGCCUACCCUUUUCCGUAGUCUUCCUUAGCACAUUGUUUAUUUGGUCUGUCUCCAUUCUUGCAUGCAGAGUACGCAUUUCUCAUUCGUUGUUAAUACUCUCUGCUCAAUCAAAUUCAUUGUACAUUACAAUUCACAGAAUGAAGAAUAUAAUGUAAAUCUAGGAGACUCUUUGAGUUGACCAUGGUUCAAAGACGAACUCGGCCGAGUCAAUCAUCAGAAUGGAGCUCUCCAUUCCGAUACCAAGACAAGAUGACUGCAAGAUACAUGGAUCGCCGAGAAUUCGGCCGAAUCACUGAGAACUCGGUCAAAAAGUUUCCAACACGGAUAGAAACAGUCGAAUCACCCCGAGUUUAGCACAUUUUGUUUAUAUUAUUUUGUUUCUUUUGCUAAUUUUUUAUUAUUUUUGUUUAGCA
Molecule: messenger RNA, 1360 nt
Organism: Coffea eugenioides
Lineage: Eukaryota; Viridiplantae; Streptophyta; Magnoliopsida; Gentianales; Rubiaceae
Product: peptidyl-prolyl cis-trans isomerase CYP28, chloroplastic
Exons: 2
Coding region: 91-975 (294 amino acids)
Biological process (GO): protein peptidyl-prolyl isomerization
Cellular component (GO): chloroplast
Molecular function (GO): peptidyl-prolyl cis-trans isomerase activity
Source: RefSeq, a predicted model, not a curated record